UGUUGAUUUGCGGCCUCCAUUUCCAACUCCAAUCCUUUGUCGGCAGCCUGUGUUAGUGUUUGCUGAUGUCCGCUCCUUGACCUCACUCAAUCGACUACCUGCAAAAGGCAUUGUUCGCUUCGCUCCUUGACAUUUCAUUCGACUUCGAUUCUUCUACCUCGAUUUCCUGGAUACCCACUUUCUUACUAUCUUAUCAUCGUUCCGACUUGACGAUCACUCGUUCCUUCGCUCUUUCGCACCUUUCGCAUCCCAUCGCAUCUGAGUAUCGCGGUUCACGGGCCAAAUCACAAGCCCAUUCGAGUGUCGUGCAGGCAGGCAUCUCGAUCCAUUCUCACACACCACAAUAAUUCACUCUAUAGCGCCGCGCCGCCUUAUUACUCGACCUACUGAAACUCACGUGCCCUGCGGGGUGAAUAGUCACCAUGACCAGCCAUGGUGUUUCCAAACAUGGCCGUUACGAACGUUUACUGAGGAAGCACCGGUUAGAUACACGGGUAAAUGGCGAUCAGGGACCAACGGUGGUUGGCGACCAUCCUGCUACCCCAGGACAGACCACACGGCCCAAGAAUUUAAAUGAGGGCUGGGAAGCACUUCGCGAAAAGCGCCAGCAGGACGAUAGCCCGUCAAACAUACCAGUGUUACCCAAUCCGCAAACUAUGCUCUCCGCCGACUCUGACCCGGUACCGACUACAGCUACGGAGGAGAAGGCGCCUGCUGCUGAGCCGACGAACACUUCCGAUUCAGAUAAGGAUGCAGUACAGGCUCCCGAGACGACGGAUUCUGGCGACGCUCCAACCACGGUGACCAAGGUGACGCAGAUAACCACCAUUGUUCCUUAUCCCACUGAAGAUGCAACCGCAGACUCUGCCACGGAAGAAGCGGCCACUGCCACAGCGACAGGCCAAGAUGCCCCAGAACCUUCAUUUGAACCGACUUCGACGAUGACGAACCUUCAAAUUGCGGCUGCUGCAGAAACAACGUCGAACAUGGAGACUUCCGCGGAACAGACUUCUGCAGAAGCGUUGACAGGGACCGCCACAGAGUCGGCUUCUGAAGAAACACCGACAGUUGCAACAACAGAAGGCCUAACACAAUCCAUGACUGACGAUGCAUCAGUGGCAGCAUCGCUGUCGGAGGCCGCGACUGAGGCUAUUGGGAUACUUACUUCGCUUUCAUCUGAUAUUGCAAGUAUAACCGCCGCGACAAACGACAUACCAUCUACUUCCGACCCUAACUCUACCCCGACAGCUUCUACAACUGGCACUACAUCUGAUUCUAUUAGCCAGACUUCCGAUUCCACAAACACCACCCCCGAUUUCAUAGGCUCGAGCCUGGACCUGGCGACUGCUAUAGCUUCUCAGUCACCUUCUGAAACCAGCACGCAAUCUGUCCUGGACACUGCCACAAGCUCCAACUCCAGUUCUAGUUCUGAUACAAGCACUGACUCCACCGACUCCACCACUGCCUCUACAUCAACCUCAUCGGUAGCGAGUCCUACGACUACAACCGGUUCUAAUACGUUUGAUGGGUCAGGCACAUACUCCGAUUCACCGUCUUCCACUAGCUCCGGUUGGGGCGCUGGUAAUACUGGUACCCACGGUAGUGACAGCAACUCAGAAAAUACAGGAGCCUCGCCCGGUUCUGAUACUUCAUCUGACUCAGGGUCCGGCUCACUAAGUCCACAAACCACAGGUAGAAUAGUCGGAGGGGUCGUUGGCGGCGUAGCAGGAGCUUCUGUCAUAUUCGUGCUAAUCUGGUUUCUGCUCCGACGGCGCAGAAAGACCGGUUUCUUCUUCGGCUCGCCGGCCAACAGGUCAAUAGCGGAUGACGGAGGCGGAGGCGGUCUUAUCGGACCAGUAGCUUCCUCAAGGAGAGAAAUGGUCUCGCGCGACUCAAAUAACGACAGCAUGUUCGGUGCAACGUACUUCGCCCCAGCAUUCAUGAAACGCUGGCGACAGUCGCAAAUGUCCACCGGCGAAGAAAGCCUAGCAAGCACAGCCCCAUCCAGCGAGCGCGGCUUCCAGAAGGUCUCCGGCCGCAAACUCCCAACCGGCAUGCACCCAGACGAUUUCGACUAUAGCAGCAGCUAUGGCGGUGGAAGCUACCUGGAAGCAGGAUCACCCACAGACCCAACACCCGACCUCAGCCCAACCCUUCCACCAGUUAUCUCGCGACCUGGGUUCCCAUCACAGCAGCCACCCCCGCUGUCCAAUCCGUUCAGCGCGCCACUUGAUUCGAGGUAUACCCGCGAAGCACCAGAAGAGGACGUUGUCGUGAUGCGACCCUCGCCGGCGCGGAUACCAACGUCAGGCUCAGCAAAUGCGACCACAUGGGCUGAAGCCACUACGCGAACGUCCGGGAUGCCGAUGGCAUUCCCCAUGCCGCCGUCUGGCACUAGCCCGAUCGCGAUACCGAAACGGCCGGACGCGCUGGGGCGGAGUCACCCGAGUUACGAUGGGAGUCGGGGUAGUCGGUUUACUGAGAGUUUAUGACGAUGUUCAGUUAGUAUAUACCAUACCAUACUAAACAUGUAAUGUACAUAGCGGAUA
Molecule: messenger RNA, 2549 nt
Organism: Aspergillus versicolor CBS 583.65
Lineage: Eukaryota; Fungi; Ascomycota; Eurotiomycetes; Eurotiales; Aspergillaceae
Exons: 1
Coding region: 423-2492 (689 amino acids)
Source: RefSeq, a predicted model, not a curated record